GCAUACCGUAACUUUGUAUGUCCGUAUUUCAAGUCCUUAGUUAUUCCAUUUCAGGGAGCACAUUUUACCCGAAAGCUACAAGUGGUAAUAGUUAUUGAUCAAAAGGUUCAAAAGAAUCUACGUGUACGAGAAAUGGCAUUGAAAGAUGUGCAGAAUGUUGCGGACACACUAAAUGUCAACUUGACGCAAAUCGAUUUCGAUCGGUUGGAUUUUGGUGAAGCGAAUGCACUUGACACGUUCUAUAACGCUGACGUGGCACUGGUUGAUGUUACGGUACAGCAGCAACAGCCCAGUUUGUGUUAUCAUAUUGGAGUACGUGAAAGUAUGAAUCAAUCAUACAACAUCUUGAUGACAUACAUCGCUCCUGAUUCCGAAUAUCACAUUAUCGACGCUCUGAAGAAAACUCAUGCACAUCUACCGAUGAUCGUCUAUAUGAAGUUUCCAGAAAGUAAUACCCUCCAGUCAUACGACAGGAACAUGAAUGUAAGCGUUGAUUUUCAUUAUUUUCGAGUUUAUUCGAUUGUUUUAUACGUAAACAAAACACGUGAAAUUACCGAUGUGAACGAGACGAACGAUUUCUUGGAUAAGAUGCGUUGCCGUCUUGAUAAUCCGGACGUGUUGUCCGUUGAUACCGUACAUCAGCUGAUGAUCUCAUACAGAGAUAAUCAGAACUACAACGGUAUGAUUAGCCUUGUCGAAGAUCUCAGCCGUAUUGAAGACUGUACAUUAAUAGAUACGCAGGUGAUACGGUAUCAAUAUGCAUUUGCCUUAGCAAGGCGAAAUAAAGAAGGUGACCGUGAACGUUCGUUGGCUACCGUCUUGAAUAUCAUCGAAUCAACGGCUGACAAGGAAGCCCUAAGCCCUGACGUAAUCUGUUUAGCAGGACGCAUUUACAAGGACAAGUUUAUUGCCAGUAAUUAUGAGGAUCGUGAAUCACUGAACAAUGCAGUUUCGUGGUACCGUAAGGCAUUUGAAAUGUCUCCGCUGGAACAUAGUGGCAUCAACCUCACAACAUUAUUACGAGCAAGUGGUGAACAUUUUGAAAGUAAUGCCGAAAUGCAGCAAAUAGCCGUUGUUCUGAACUCUCUACUCGGACGAAAAGGCGCUUUACAUCAGCUUACUGACUACUGGGACGUAGCCACAUACUUCGAGGUAUCGGUACUGGCUGAAAAUUACCAGAAAGCUUGCGAGGCAGCUCUCAAAAUGGCAAUGCUGAAACCGCCAGUAUGGUUCCUCAAGUCGACCAUGGAAAAUAUCAANCUCAUAAAUCGAUGUGCUGCAACAAUCAGUCCGAUUGAAAAGGAGAAGCAGCAAUUCCUGUUCUGGUCCGAGUUCUUCAUGGAAGCGAUCGAUUCAGAAUCGGAUGUGACCUGUGCUCGUUUUCCGGUCUUGAUACAGGAACUAACCAAGCAAUUCACACCAUCCUAUCUUACAUUGAACGUAAACGAGCGGUCGAUGAUACUCAGUCAUGUUCUUGAAAAUAGUCAACAGAAAAACAUUCGGGAUAGUAGUCUCAUGGACCUUUUCUGUUCAGGUAUUCAUCGUUGGCACUUUACUGCUGGUAACAUCAAAGCAGUUUCCGCAUCGAAACGUGACGAUCGUUCGAUGUUCCUCUAUGUGCACGAAAACUCGGACGAUUUCAAUCUCGUCUUUCCAUCAGCGGCUCACUGUAACAAGUUUGUUAUAUUUGUCCCAGACGGUAAUCAAGGCAAAGUUCUGUCAAAUCUUGAUGGCGAAAAGAUGCAUUUCGAAUACGAAUUGACCUCUAAUGGUGAUCGAGUCGUGCUUGGAAAAGGCACCUACGGUGUGGUGUACUCUGCUCGUGAUGUGACGACACAACGUCAAAUUGUUGUGAAAGAGAUUGAAGUCAAAUAUGAUGAAGAGGUACAACCAUUGAUGGAAGAAAUCAAUCUGCAUUCAACCCUCAGUCACCAAAACAUCGUGCAGUACCUAGGUUGUGAUGUGGUUCACAGGGAUACCGGUAACGAUGUGUUUCUCAUCUUCAUGGAACAUGUACCGGGAGGAAGUUUGAGCAGCCUGUUGCGAUCAAAAUGGGGUCCAUUAAAUGAACCUGCAAUGGUAUUGUAUGGAAAACAGAUCCUUGAUGGAUUACGAUAUUUGCACGAACAAAAAAUCGUUCAUCGUGAUAUCAAAGGUGAUAAUGUACUGGUAAACACGUAUAGUGGAGUGUGUAAGAUCAGCGAUUUUGGUACCUGUAAGCGAUUAGCAGGGCUGAAUCCCGUCACAGAAACCUUCACAGGAACGCUGCAAUAUAUGGCUCCUGAAGUGAUCGAUCACGGCCAACGUGGUUACGGUGCACCUGCAGAUAUCUGGAGUUUUGGCUGCACGAUGGUCGAAAUGGCUACUGGACGACCGCCUUUUGUUGAGAUGCAGAACCCACAGGCGGCAAUGUUCCGAGUUGGAAUGUUCAAAACACAUCCGCCAUUGCCCACGGACAUUUCGGAAAAGUGCCGGCAUUUUAUCAAGAGGUUAGAAAUACAGAGUUUUGAAUUCUCGUGUCUGGAAAUGCUGCGUUCCACGUCACACAUUGGAGGCAUCGGCGUCAGCGAUCGUGGUUCUGUCGAAAUGCCAACUACUCCACAGUCAGCCGUGGCCGAAGAGAAACGACUACAUCUGAUGAUUGACAACAGUCGAACAAGAACGAUCUCAUGCAGUCCAGUACCGGAUGGUUCUAUAAGCGCAGGUACAUCUGUCUCUCAUCCAGGCUUCCCGUUGAGCCAACCCUCCAGCCCUAUCAUGGAUGACAACACACAUCCUCAGCUAGUGCCAUCACCAUGUACCGGUACACCCCGUUCCGGUGUCACGACAUUGUUGAAUAGGACAAUAUCCGACGAGAGUGCAAAUAGUUCCAACAGGUUCUUUAUGUUGAAGAAAGACUCGGAACGACGGCAUACGCUAGCCCAGUUCAUGUCGGAUUAUUCUGAACAGAGCUUCAGUUUUCAGGUUACGAUGCACAUGUUGGAAACGUUAUUAGACGGUAUGAGGGAAUUCUUGUUGAAAAAGGAGACUAAACACAUACAGGAUGCAUUGGAUGAAAUUCGUUGCCUUCUUGAUUACGAUACCGCCAAAAUCUCUCAGGUGAACAUGGCCAUCUUCACGUUUUCGGAUUCGAUUCAACCGGUAUUACGUCGAUUGGAUAUCAAACCACAUUGGAUGUUUGCAUUGUCGAAUCUGAUUCAAAGUGCCGUCCAAACAGCCAUUUCAUUACUCAGUCCAGACGUCUCAGCACAAUUACACGUAAUCGGCCAACGAACCUCCGUAUCCCGAGAAUCUGGUCAAUCGGAAAUGGAAAUUGUGGAUAGCAGUAGGCCACCGUCUCGAGAAGAAAGACGAGAAGAACGAAAAGAAUACCUGAACAACAUCAUUGAUGCCAAUGAUAAAUUAAGGGAAAACACAGCUCAAAUCAAUGGAUCGAUAAACCAGUCGAUCAUUCUCAUUGACUUUCGGUGGAAUGAAUUGAUUUUGUGUAGCGAUAACCAGUUUGCUCUAUUCAGAGCUACUGAAGAGCUGAUUGCCUGGUUGCGUGCAUUGGAAAUCGAUGACCGAUCAAUACGCCUAAUAGUCGCCGAACAAUACACCAAGCAGGAUUUGUUCGAAUUUGUCACAAGGGAAGAACUAUUGGCAUUAGGCGUAGCCGGUGGAGCGACAUGCCGCAUAUGGAGAGUUGUAAGUGAGGCACGUGAACGAGCUCGUCGAGCUCCAGUGUUUCUUUCGCCAAUGCGGAGUCGUGACGAUUCGCUGGACGAUUAUCAUUCUUCAAUCGCAGACGAGAUGUAUACAGUAGCUGAAAUGACGUCAUAA
Messenger RNA from Haemonchus placei, 3822 nucleotides. The record is from the annotation of a GenBank genome assembly. Lineage: Eukaryota; Metazoa; Nematoda; Chromadorea; Rhabditida; Trichostrongylidae.